Messenger RNA from Culex pipiens pallens (northern house mosquito), 7213 nucleotides. Its product is annotated as neural-cadherin-like. Lineage: Eukaryota; Metazoa; Arthropoda; Insecta; Diptera; Culicidae. The transcript has 11 exons. Gene Ontology annotation, cellular component: catenin complex; plasma membrane. Gene Ontology annotation, biological process: homophilic cell-cell adhesion. The record is from RefSeq and is a predicted model, not a curated record. The coding region runs from base 1 to 5109 and encodes 1702 amino acids. Gene Ontology annotation, molecular function: cadherin binding; calcium ion binding.
AUGAUACCGCCGAUGUUUACAAAAUUCAUCAAAACCGGAAUCGCCGACAAGAACGACUACCCGCUGUACUUCGAGAAGGUCAUCUAUGAGGCCGACAUCGAGGAAAAUGUCGAGGUCAACCACAACUUCCUCAACGUCACCGCAAAAACGCCCGCUGAAGCGCCCAGUAUUCGAUACAAGAUCACAAGCGGUAACAUAGGCGGGGUGUUUGCGAUACACAACACCACCGGAGCUCUGUACGUAGCCAAGGGCCUCGACUACGAAAAACUCAAAAAGUACGAGCUCCGGCUGACGGCGUCUGACAGCUUCAAGGAGAACUACACGACGGUGCUGGUGAGCGUCAAGGACGUCAACGACAAUCCACCUGUAUUCGAGAAAUCAUCAUAUCGCACACAAAUCACCGAGGAGGAUGACCGGGGCCUGCCGAAGCGAGUCAUGCGGGUCACAGCAUCGGACGCCGACGUCGAGCGGCCGAACAAUAUCAUCUACUUCCUAACCGGGCCCGGCAUCGACAUCGAGAACCCGUCGGAGAGCAACUUCGACAUCAACAAGGCCACCGGGGAGAUAUUUGUUUUAAAGCCACUCAAUCGCGACCCGCCCCAUGGGAGAGCAUCGUGGAAGUUCACGGUGUUUGCCCAGGACGAGGGCGGGGAGGGCCUGGUUGGCUUCACCGAGGUGCAGAUCAACCUCAAGGACGUAAACGACAAUGCGCCAGCGUUCCCGCAGGGAAUCUACUACGGCAACGUGACCGAAAACGGCACCAUCGGGAUAUACGUCAUGACAAUAAAGGCCGAAGACUAUGACGACGUCAACGAGGGCCUCAACGCCAAGAUCGUGUACUCGAUCGAGAAGAACGCCAUCGAAGAGGACACCGGACUGCCCAUCUUCGACAUCAACCCCGAUACCGGGGUCAUCACGACGGCCGUGUGCUGUCUGGACCGGGAAAAGACCCCGGACUACUCGCUGCAGAUCGUGGCCACCGACGGGGGUGGCCUCAAAGGAACGGGCACGGCCUCGAUCAAGGUCAAAGACCUCAACGACAUGCCGCCACACUUCACCAAAGACGAAUGGUUCGUCGAGGUGGAAGAAACCGAUGGAAACAUUCUCCCAGAAGCUCCCAUCCUAACCGUUACCGUCAACGACGACGACGAGAUCAACAACUUCCAGUACAAGAUCAUCGAGAGCAGCGGCUACGGGGCGGACAAGUUCGCCAUGAUCAAAAACAACGACGGCACCGGCAGUCUCAAAGUCGUCCAACCGCUGGACUUUGAAGACCCCAUGCAAAUCAACGGGUUCCGCUUCCGGAUACAGGUCCUAGACAACGAAGGAAUCAACGAAACCGACAAGUACCACGUCGAUCACUCGUGGGUGAUCGUCAAGCUGAAAGACAUCAACGACAACACUCCGCGCUUCCGACGGCCACACUUGGAAGCUAGCGCCGCAGAAGACGACAAAAUCGGCAAGGUCCUAGUCAGCUUCCGAGCGAUCGACAUCGACAAAGCGGGCAAAAGCAAGAUCACCUACAUGAUCAACCGGGCAACCGACCGAAAGCGUCAGUUCUCAAUCAGCGACGAAGGUACGGUGACGAUCCAGCGAGAACUAGAUCGAGAAUCCAUCUCCAAGUACAACCUGGAGAUCUUAGCCAUAGACGACGGAGUUCCACCACGAACCGCCACCGCCACCCUCACCGUCGAAGUCAAAGACGUCAACGACAACGCACCGGUCUUCGCCGAAGAGUACAAACCGAUCCUCCUGGAAAACUCCCCCCCUUCCAAGAUCAUCGAGAUCUCCGCCACCGAUCAAGACGACCGCAAGAUGGGCAACGGUCCACCGUUUCAGUUCCGGAUGGAUCCGGAAGCAGACGACCUGAUCCGCACCUCGUUCAAAGUCGAACAAAGCAACAAAGGCGAUGGAAUGGCCAUCGUUUCCUCGCUCGGCUCGUUCGAUCGCGAGUACCGCAAACAGUACGAGAUCCCGAUCGUGAUCAAAGAUUCCGGCAACCCCCCGCAAACCGGUACCAGCACCCUAACCGUGACGAUCGGAGACGUCAACGACAACAUCAUGCAGCCCGGCUCGAAGGAGGUGAUCGUGUACAACUACCAGGGACAGGCGCCGGACACCGCGAUCGGACGAGUGUUCGUGAACGACCUGGACGACUGGGACACCUCGGAUAAGCUGUUCUACUGGGACGAGGUCGAGAAUCCCCGCUUCAAGCUGGACGACUCGUCCGGUAUGGUGACGAUGCGACGGGGAGCUCGCGAGGGGCGCUACAAGUUGCGGUUCAAGAUCUACGAUCGGAAGCACGCGCAGGAAUCGUACGCCAACAUGUCCGUCACGGUGAAGCACAUCUCGUACGAGGCGAUCGUCAACUCGGGGUCGAUCCGGUUAGUUGGGAUGACCGAUGAGGACUUUAUCAGGAUCUGGAACUACCGCACGCAGAACAUUUUCAAGAGCAAGCUGGAGCGGUUUCGCGAUAAGCUGGCAGAGUUGCUGAACAUUGACAAGAAGAACGUGGACGUGUUUAGUGUUCAGAUGAAGCAGAAAAGCCCACCGAUUACGGACGUUAGGUUCUCCGCGAGGAAUGCGUUCUUCUUCAAGGCCGUCCAGUUGAAUGGGGUUGUGCUGCUGCACAAGGACGAAAUUGAGCAAACGGUCGGGAUCAACAUUACGAUGGUGAACAUUGACGAAUGUUUGGCGGAGAAUGCGGAUUGUAACGGAUCUUGCACGAGUAUUAUGGAGGUGCAGACGAAUCCUAGCUUGGUGAACGCUAACAAGACGGCGUUGGUUGGAGUUCAGAUCAAGUCGACGGCCGAGUGUAUGUGCAGUGCUCGGGAGUACAAGCAGCAACAGACGUGCAAGUCUCAUCCAUGUCUGAACGGUGGACGGUGCUCGGAUAGUAAGUCUGGGGCGCGUUGCUCGUGCCCACCUGGAUACAGUGGACCACGCUGUCAGCAGACGGUUCGUAGCUUCCGAGGUAACGGCUGGGCGUGGUACCCGGCGCUGGACAUGUGCGACAAGUCCCACAUUAGCGUGGACAUUAUUACAACGAAAGCCGACGGGUUGAUCUUCUACAACGGUCCGAUCGUACCGCCAAAUGACAGUGAUGAGCAGCAGCAGUCGGACUUUAUUGCGCUGGAGCUGGAGCAGGGUUAUCCGAGGUUCCUGAUUGACUACGGCUCGGGUACGCUGGAGUUGAGGAUCCAAACGAAGAAUCCUCUGAACGACGGAGAUUGGCACAGGAUUGACAUCUUCUGGGACGCCGAACGCGUCAAAAUGGUUGUGGACCACUGCAAGACAGCAGUCAUAUCGGAAGCGGAUGAUGGAAACUUGGUGGAGUUUGUAGAUCACACCUGCCAGGCGAUUGGUCGCGUUCCGCAGUUCAACGAAUUCUUGAAUCUCAAUACACCCCUUCAGAUUGGAGGUGUCUUCCGGGAAAAGUUCGACUACACCUACAACCGCUGGCAGUACAUGCCGAUGGGAGUGGGCUUCGAGGGUUGCAUACGGAAUUUCAAGCACAACGGAAUCCUGUACGAUUUGUCCCACCCGGGUCUGUCCAAGAGUACGAUGCCGGGUUGUUUGUACACGCAGGAAGUUUGCGAUCUGAAUCCCCAGGUGGCCAAAUGUAUGGAACACGGCAAGUGCGUAGGGAACUACGACGAAGCCAAGUGCGAGUGCAAUCCGGGAUGGUCCGGAACGUACUGCAGUUUGCCGACAACGCCGACCACCUUCAAGACGCACAGCUACGUCAAGUACGCGCUGAGUUUCGAGCCUGACAAGUUCACCACGCAAAUUCAGCUGCGAUUCCGAACGCGGGAAACGUUUGGCGAGCUGUUCCGGAUCAGCGAUCAGCACAUGCGUGAGUACGGAAUCAUCGAGCUGCGGGAAGCCAAGCUGCUGUUCCGGUACAGCUUGAACUCGGGUCAGGUCGAGGAGCACGAGGUAUCGCUGACGGCCGUCGAAGUGGACGACGGCCAGUGGCACGUGAUCAAGAUUCAACGGUACGGUUCGGCGGCCAUCUUGGAGCUGGACGGUGGCGAGGGUGCGAAUUUCAACCAGAGUUUCUCCUUCGACGGACACCAGUGGCUGUCGGUGGACAAGCAGGAGGGCGUGUACGCCGGUGGCAAGCCGGAGUACACGGGCGUCAAGACGUUUGACGUGCAGGCGGACUACCAGAAGAGCUGCAUCGACGAUAUUAGAUUGGACGGCAAGAGUCUCCCGCUGCCUCCGGCCACCAACGGCACCCAGUGGGGCCAGGCUACGAUGGCGAAGAACAUCGAGCGGUACUGCUCGUCCAACAAUCCGUGCCAGAACGCGUACUGUCCGGAGCCGUUCGAGUGCGUCGACCUCUGGAACAAGUACGAGUGCGCUUGCGGCGACGGUAUGAUCAUCUCGCCCGAGGGCAAGACCUGCAUCGACCGGAACGAGUGUCUGGACUACCCGUGCAUGAACGGCGGCACCUGCAUCAACCAGGAGCCCCGGUUCAAGUACAAGUGCAUCUGUCCGGACUCGUACUGGGGCGAGAGCUGCGAGUUCCUGAAGGAGCGACAAGCGUUGAAAUUCAGCACAAGUGCCUUGGCUGCCGUCAUAACGUGUCUAUUGCUGAUCAUUAUUUUGUUAUUCCUGUAUUUUUCGUGCUCCCGGCGUCGGUCGGCCAGCUUCAACAAGAAACCGGCCACCAAGGACGACAUCCGGGAGAACAUCAUCAACUACUGCGACGAGGGUGGCGGCGAGAACGACAUGACGGCGUUCGACAUGAAGACGCUCAAGAUUCCGAUCGGGCCGCUGCCGGAGCUGGUGCAGCACAAGGCGCCCCCCGUGCGUCCCGAUAUUGCCGUCGUGUCCGACCAGGUCGUCACCAAGGUCGACGUGUUCCUGGGCGAUCGCAAGCGACGGGCGGACGUCGAUCCCGCCACCGGGCCCUUCGAUGACCUCCGGAACUACGCUUACGAGGGCUGCGGAAGUACGGCCGGCUCGUUAAGUUCCUUGCAGUCAGGUACCGAUGAUGAGCCCCAUGAGUAUAGCUUUUUGGCGUCAUGGGGGCCGCGUUUUGAUAAGUUAGUUAAAAUUUACGAACCGAAAACACAAAUCGAGGACGAUGACGUUAGUUAAAAGUAACUCGCGUCACACUGGUUGGUGUGUCUUGGUGUAAUUGUAGGUUAAAAGCGAUUUCGUUGGUUUUUGAUAACUUUGUUUUGUAUGAAAGAAGUAAACGUUGUUUUAGUCCGAAACCGUGUAGAUAUCAGAUAUAAAUUAUAAAUAUACCUAAACGAAUGAAACAUUAUUAAUGUAGGAUGAAUUUGAGAAACUUUAGAUAUUGACGAACGAACGAACCAGUGAAAUGAAGAGAAGGCUAACCAAAAUGGAUAUAGUAGUUAAGGAAUAGUUAAGUAGAUUAUAAGACAGAGAGUGAAAAGAAAACAGCAGAACACAGUCCUAAUAGUAAAAAGUAAUCCUUUGGUGCUCUCAAAUUAACCUAAAUGGAAGAAAACUAGCUGUGUGCUCCAAUGAAGUGGAUUGACUGGAUCUCGAUUAAAAUAAUGCUUGUUGAAUGUGCUAAAUUUAAAUUAUUUUUUUGAAUUUAAAUUACCAAAUUUACCAACAAAGGAAAAAAUCAACAAUUUUACAUCCCAAGCGGUUAUUCGUAAUCAUUGUAAAACACACAUUGCAUGUUGCACAAUCGUGCAAUUUGUGGUUGUUUGCUGCCAUCGCCAGAAUUGUGCUCUCUUUUUUUCGAGCUUAUAUCAAUAUGACACCAUCUGCGAUUUCCAUUCGUUCGAUGGCGCCUGGCACCCGCCGCAAUGAUCAAUUAAAAUGUGUGCAGCGAAAAUUGUUUUUACAAUGCUCGCGUGCUGAUUUCCCACAAGAGUACUCGAAACAUGACAUCGCAGGAGAAAAAAUCGAGUGGAAAAUACAUCUGAUUGCAUGACAUUUGCCCGGCAUGAAAUUUCACAUUUUGAAGUGAGUGGUUCAACCAUUUUUUUGGGCAGGAUUAUACUUCACGGAAGAUUUAUCAAUUUUAAGCCAAAAUUCCGAGCACUUACCCUACAUUUAUAUUUGCCAAGCGCAAUCAGCGGUACCCGUUGGGAUUGUAUUUAUUUGGUGAAUCAAAAACUAUUCAAUGGAAAACUAUAAACAUUCAUUCGGUUUAUCUUUUGUUCGCUGUCUCCCCCGGUUCCCAUUUUUGAGCAGAUAUCAAAACACACGAAAAACAAACGAGCGAGCGAAAAAUCAACUAAACGAGCACAGAAAUCGAACUGCAAAAAAUCGAGUGAAAAACAAUAACAAAAAAUCUGGCAAAAGUUCUGACAUCCACACAGUCACACUCCGACAUUCACGAGCAACGUGAAUCAAUAUAAAUACAGAUAUUUUAAAAAUCAAUUUGUAAAUAUUAAAUGUAAGUUUAGCUAUGUACCAGCAUGCUCGAAGAGCAUGUCCUCGAAGAGGACCCGAGCUCGAACUCAAACUCACGGAAGAAAAAGAAACCUUUUCCUCCUCCACAACUCGGUGCACAGCGGGAAAAAUCCAAUCACAGAACGACGAGUGACACGAACCCAGUUUGACAAACAUACAAAAAUCAUAUUGCAAAAAAAAGAAAAACGAGGAGGAAAUCAUUCGUCUCGUGAAGUGGGUGGGGAAAAAAUCUAAUAAUCUAGUUUUUGGGAGCAGGGACAGGCGGGCGUGGAAAGCACUAGCAGGGAAAUUGGAAACAUGCGGAGUUCGGAGCUCGCGAACCGGAAAAGCUGAUGCCAAUUUGGGUGGAGUGAUGAGAGAGAGAGAGUGAGUGUGAAAGAGGGAUGGAGUUGUGGGAGGGGAUGUUUUUUUUCUACAAAUUUAUUUAAAAACUGAUGAAGCAUAUCUGAGUGGAAUGGCGAAAAACAUGUCUAGAUUUUGAGGAUAGGGUGGCUCAACAAUUUACAGAGAAAAAGAGUUUCAUCACUUUUUAAAACCAAUAUUGUGCGAUUCAGGAUUUUUUAAAUUCAGGGUGGCGACCAAAUGGCGGUGAUGAACUAUUGAGAAAUUGCAUUUGAUAAUUAAAUAUGCAGUAGCCUAUCCCACUUUGAGGACAUGUCGAGGAAUUCUAGGUGCUCACUUCUUAAAAAAUAGAUUAUGAUGUUUGGAACAAUGUUUUCUUUGACAAGAAAAAAAAAUACUUUGUCGCACCCCCUUUUCGAUUUACUGAAAAAAGUCACUAUUUUGUACAAAUUUUCUAAAA